AACUGAGUCAACGCAUUUUUCAGAUUCAAGAAAGGUAGGGCGCAGGGCGGCUGGCCCCCGCAAGAAGAGCGAGAUACGAGUCAGCUACUUCCCUAGCUGAACCGAUCAGCUAUCGCAAUCAAUUGAUGUCUUCAGAUGAGAUUUAAGAUUUUACUGUUCAUUUAGUUGGUUUGAUUCGCCGUUGGUCGUCCAAAAAUUACAAACCGAGAAAAUGACAGACCCUGCGGUGGCCGACACUCGCCGGUUGAAUUCCAAGCCCCAGGACCUGACGGAUGCUUACGGCCCCCCCAGCAAUUUUCUGGAGAUAGACGUUUAUGAUCCACAAAUCGUUGGAGUUGGACGGAACCGUUACACAAACUAUGAAGUUCGCAUGCGGACAAACCUUCCCAUUUUCAAACUGAAGGAUUCCUGUGUGAGAAGAAGAUACAGUGACUUUGAGUGGUUAAAGAAUGAGCUGGAAAGAGACAGUAAGAUUGUAGUACCAUCUCUGCCGGGCAAGGCCCUGAAGAGACAGUUGCCAUUCCGCGGAGACGAGGGCCUUUUUGAGGAGUCCUUCAUUGAGGAGCGGCGAUCGGGCCUCGAGCAGUUCAUCAACAGAAUUGCAGGUCAUCCCUUGGCCCAGAACGAGCGCUGCCUUCACAUGUUUCUGCAAGAGGAAAGCAUUGACCGUAACUACAUUCCUGGAAAAGUAUGAAUGAAAUAACACAGACUGCUGCACCUGCCCCAUGUACAUUUAUUUCGACAUCACGUCAUUAUAAAGCUGGUGGAAAUGUCAGAACUGAUAAGUAUCAACGGUGUAGGAAAAACACAACUAUUGCUCCUGGACAAAACUACAAGAUCCAAUGUAUACAUUGUUUGAUGUUGUCUUUAUUCAGUCAUUCCACAGUGUGUACAUUCUUUUUGUUCAGUAAUCAGUGAAAAAGAAAACAUGUUUCCAUAUAUCCUUUUGUCAUAGCUAGAUUUUUUUUUUUUUUUUACAAUGAUUGUUAUAUUUUCUAAAUGUCUUUUAAAUUGAUUUGAUCACAUUUAAAAUGAGGGUAAUUUCCUGCUUUGAUUAAUGUCUUCUUUUGCUAGCGGAGAUGUGAUUUUGAUGAUAACUUCCCAAAGUCAAGCAACAUGUAGCAUCAUGAAAGAGACAGUGAUAUUUCAUCCCAGACAAUACACAUUUGCAUUUCCCCCUGAGUUUUAUGUUCUGAACAUGCUCUUAGACAGUAGUGUUUCAUGAUUAUUUGUUUGAACUCUGCUGUCUUAGUUACAUCAUCAUGCCUGCACUUUGGCUGUGUGUUGUCAAAUCAGCCAUCGGGAAUGUUAAGUUAGGUAAAUAACCACAUCUAAGCACUGUGACAAGAGGUUCAUUAUAUGAACAAUAUUUCAUUGUUUAAAGGCAUAAUCAGCAUCUGGUUUAUUGAUCUGAAAUGAGGCAAAGUCUGCACUUAUUUUCAGCCGGUUUAUUCUUUCUAUCAAUAUUAUUGUGAGGUGUAUUAAUACAUGUUAUCAUUGGAGCCCCACUACGAGUGACCAGGAUCAUACUUGUUAAUUCUGUCCACCAAUUAAAUUUCCUGCUGCUUGCUGUUUCAUGUCUACAUGUGUCUUUUCAGUUUUAAAGAGAAGAAAUAAAAUCAGUAAAACUCACCUUCCAGUUUGUGAUUAGUGCGUCACACUGAGAAGCAGCGAGGCGGAUCAGAGAGAGUCAUGGGAGCUGGAUGAAUGGGCGCAGAUGGCCUAAUUUAAUAAUGAAAAGGAAAAACCAUAUUAGGUUGGAAAUGCUUGGGUAUACAUUUUGGAGGAAGAUUUUCUUUGCAUAAAUCUUACAACUUGUACAGAAAGAUACACUACACUUUUUUUAAAAAUGUGUAUUAAGUUUUAAUUAAUUUGUUUUAAUGUUCUUUAAAUCCCUCUCCACAACAAAUAAUAAUAGAAUAAUGUAACAGUAUUACAUUUAAAAACAAAAAACAUGUACUGUGUGGGCCAAUGUAUUUUAAACCAUGUCUCAAUGGAACUUGUAAUGUGCUGCACCAAAGCUCACAUUAAUAAAACCAUAACACAGUGA
Etheostoma cragini (Arkansas darter) is the source of this 2050-nucleotide messenger RNA. RefSeq names its product sorting nexin 12 (gene snx12). Gene Ontology annotation, cellular component: retromer complex; early endosome membrane. Lineage: Eukaryota; Metazoa; Chordata; Actinopteri; Perciformes; Percidae. Bases 212 to 694 code for a protein of 160 amino acids. The transcript has 6 exons. Gene Ontology annotation, molecular function: phosphatidylinositol-3-phosphate binding. Gene Ontology annotation, biological process: endocytic recycling; late endosome to Golgi transport. The record is from RefSeq and is a predicted model, not a curated record.